AGACGCGUGAUUUCUGUCUUCAUAAUUCUGCGCGUUUGCCAAACGGCCGAAACGUCGUGUGGGCGUACGAGGGAGGAAGACGCAAACCAACGGCAUUCGGGAAAAGUAAUUUCUUUGUCCAAUUAUGUGUUGUGUGUCUUUGGUCAACAGAAAAGCCACGAGGAAAUUUGCGAGUGUCCGUAAUCAUCGAGAUGGGGGGUGCCCCUCGGAAUGAGUCAUUUAUCAGCGCUGAAGGCCAUGAAUGUAGACUUCAUUACGCCAUCGCCUGAACAUUUAACAACACGAAAAUUGGUCUUAUCGCAUUCUAUUUAAGACGUCGUCGUGUUUAUUUAACAGAAAGUUAUUUGUCGUGUCGCGGAGGCCGAGCUCAGGUAAUUUUGUGACAUUUUCCUGGGCGCGAUCGACACUCCAGGAGCGGCCCCCAGAAACAGGUGGCUCUCCUCCGGAAUGGCGAGCAGAUUCUUCUGGUGUUGCGGCGUCCUUGUGGGAGCGGCUUGCGGCUUCAACCGAACGCUCCCAGAAAAUUUCAUGCUCGGUGCCUCCACAUCGGCGUAUCAGAUUGAAGGCGCUUGGAACGAGAACGGUAAAGGACCGAGCAUCUGGGAUACGUACGCGCACGAAGGAAGUUUCAUUGUGGACGGGGCGACGGGUGACGUGGCUGCCGAUUCGUAUCACCAGUACGAGCAGGAUGUGUCAGCGCUGACGGAGUUGGGGGCGGAUUUCUACCGGUUCUCAAUUUCGUGGCCUCGCAUUCUGCCAACUGGACACGUGAACGCGAUAAAUCAGGAAGGCGUCGGAUACUACGACAGACUGAUCAAGGAACUGAGGGCAAAGGACAUUGAGCCAGUGGUGACGAUGUACCACUGGGACCUGCCCCAGCCUCUGCAGGACCUGGGCGGCUGGACCAAUCCUGUCAUGGCGGAUUUCUUCGAGGACUACGCUCGUGUUUUGUUCUCGGCGUUCGGCGACAGGGUCAAAUGGUGGAUCACCAUCAACGAGCCGUACAACGUGAUUCUGGGCUACAAUGCCGCGCGGCCGUUCGCCCCAGGAGUGGAAGCGAAGGGCGUAGGCCAUUACCUCGCCGCCCACACCCUGAUAAGGGCCCACGCCAAAGCGUACCGCCUGUACGAGAAGAAGUUCAAGGCCGACCAGGAAGGCAGGCUGGGUCUGUCGUUGUGCAGCCAUUGGUUCGAGCCAAUGACGAACUCCAGCGCCGACGUCGAAGUGGCAGAGGCAUCGAUCCAGUUGGUGCUCGGUCUGUUCGCGCAUCCUGUCUACAGCUCGGAAGGAGACUACACGCAGAUGCUGAGAAAGAUCGUGGACCAAGUGAGCGCCGCGCAGGGGUUCAACAGGUCACAUCUGAGACACUUCAGUCCUGAAGAAGUUUCGACUAUUAGGGGGACCUUCGACUUCUUUGGCCUCAACUACUACUCCACCCGCUUGGCCAACGCUCUCCUGCCGCUGGACGAAGCGGCCAAGUCUGAGGGCGACUACGUGAAUCUCACUGUCAGCGCGAAUUGGCCGACGUCUGUGUCGGAGGUGGUCAAGGUGGUGCCCUGGGGGCUAAGAAAAUUGCUGGCUUGGAUCAAGGAUAAAUACGACAACGUGCCAGUGUUUAUUACGGAAAAUGGGUUUCCUGACAGCGGGCAGUUGGACGACGUCCGCAGAAGCCAGUACAUUGUCAGUCACAUGAGCGAAAUGCUGAAGGCAAUUUAUCAAGAUGGCUGCAAUGUGUUUGGCUACACGGUCUGGAGUCUCAUCGACAACAUGGAGUGGAGUCACGGAUACACAGAGAAGUUUGGGCUGUACCACGUUAAUUUCAGCGAUCCAAAUCGUCAACGGACUCCGAAGAGUUCUGCUCGUGUUUUCUCCGAAAUUAUCAAAAGACGUCGGUUGCCAGAAUCUUUUCUGAGGGUUGAAACAGAAUUUUCGUCGGAGAUUACAAUGGAAUAUGCAACGAAUAACUGUUCCUCCCCAACGCAACAUGUUACCCAUGCCAGCAGCGGACGAAAUUUGUUUCCUUGCAGUAGGAAGUUCCUCGCUGUGUGGUUGGCGACACUGACCUGCAGUAGCUACAUCUUCAGGUUAUGACGCGAACCGUGUAUCGAUCUGCUGGCGAAGUGUUGUUUUUUAUGAAAUCAGUGAAUUUGGAGUUUAAGGACUUUUCAUGCGUAAGUAAAGUGUGUAUAUUAUUAGUAACUGGUUCGUAAAUUCCUAAACUCGGGAACAGAACUUACCAAAUGUAGCAGAAUAUAACUUCCUUAGAUGAUGUUUGUGAAGCAAGUUUUCUCAUUUUCUGUCGACCACAAAGUCCAAUAUAAUGGUAUUUAGUUUAACAUUAAAAACUUCCGAAUACAAA
Molecule: messenger RNA, 2359 nt
Organism: Zootermopsis nevadensis
Lineage: Eukaryota; Metazoa; Arthropoda; Insecta; Blattodea; Termopsidae
Product: myrosinase 1-like
Biological process (GO): carbohydrate metabolic process
Molecular function (GO): beta-glucosidase activity
Source: RefSeq, a predicted model, not a curated record